Molecule: messenger RNA, 9518 nt
Organism: Ahaetulla prasina
Lineage: Eukaryota; Metazoa; Chordata; Lepidosauria; Squamata; Colubridae
Gene: MAPK7
Product: mitogen-activated protein kinase 7
Exons: 7
Coding region: 134-2860 (908 amino acids)
Biological process (GO): cell surface receptor signaling pathway; protein phosphorylation; intracellular signal transduction
Cellular component (GO): cytoplasm; nucleus
Molecular function (GO): ATP binding; MAP kinase activity
Source: RefSeq, a predicted model, not a curated record
CUCUCUUAACCAGCCGGGCGAGCCAUCAUCAUCUCCACCACCACCGCCAGGGAGUAGCGGAUCAGAGAGGGAACCGCCCCUGUUUGUCCACCUCCCGAGACCUUCUGCGCCUGAUCUCGCAUCUUGGCAGACCAUGGCUGAACCACCAGUGGAAGACGAGGGUGAGGAAGCAGCUCAAAGUCAACCCAAGCAGGAAUCCACUCAUCAGGCCACGGUGGCAGCGAAGAACUUAGCCAUUUUGAAAGCCCGGUCAUUUGACGUCACCUUCGAAGUGGGAGACGAGUAUGAAGUCAUUGAAACAAUUGGCACCGGAGCUUACGGUGUGGUGAGCUCAGCACGACGCAAAGACACAGGCCAGCAGGUGGCGAUAAAGAAGAUCCCGAAUGCCUUUGACGUUGUGAUGAAUGCCAAGCGUACCCUCCGGGAACUUAAAAUCUUGAAACAUUUCAAGCACGACAACAUCAUUGCCAUCAAGGAUAUCCUGAAACCUUCCGUGCCUUAUGCUGAAUUCAAGUCCGUCUAUGUGGUGCUAGACUUAAUGGAAAGUGAUCUCCACCAGAUCAUCCAUUCGUCACAGCCUCUCACCUUGGAGCAUGUGCGCUACUUCCUCUACCAACUCCUCCGAGGCCUUAAGUACAUCCACUCAGCAAAUGUCAUCCACCGAGACCUCAAGCCCAGCAACCUGCUGAUCAAUGAGAACUGUGAGCUGAAGAUCGGUGACUUUGGGAUGGCCCGAGGCCUCUGCACCAAGCCGGUUGAAUACAAGUACUUCAUGACAGAGUACGUGGCCACUCGCUGGUACAGAGCCCCAGAACUAAUGUUGUCUCUGCACGAAUACACACAGGCUAUAGAUAUGUGGUCGGUAGGGUGCAUUUUUGCAGAGAUGCUCGGGCGAAAGCAGCUUUUCCCCGGGAAAAACUAUAUCCAUCAACUGCAGCUGAUUAUCACCGUCCUGGGCACUCCUCCCGCCAAAGUGGUCCACUCCAUUGGUGCUGACCGGGUGCGUGCCUACAUCCAGAGCUUGCCGUCGCGCCAGCCAGUGCCAUGGGACAGCCUCUACCAGAAUGCCGACAGGAAGGCCUUGUCUUUGCUCUCCAAGAUGCUCCGCUUCGACCCGCGCGAGCGCAUCUCUGUAGUGGAGGCCUUGAACCACCCGUUCCUGUCUAAAUAUCACGAUCCGGACGAUGAGCCAGAUUGCGUCCCGGCUUUCGAUUUUGACUUUGACAAACAGGUGCUUACCAAGGAACAAAUCAAGGAGACCAUCGUGGCGGAAAUCAAGGACUUCCACGAACGCCGGGAAGGCAUCCGGCGGCAGAUCAGCUUCAAGCCAGCUCUUAGGCCAGCCGUGGUGGAUGGCGGGGUGGAUGAUGCCACUAACCAGGCGUUGCUACUGCGCUGCAACGAUAUUGACAUGCCCAGUGCUGGUUCUCCACGCGCCGAUGAUGAUUAUGCGAUGGCCUCUCCCAUGCCUUACCCAACGGAGACCAUUGACUUCACCUCUCCUCUGGUGGCUUCCUCCGUCACGCCGCCAGAAGUAAAGGCUGAGGUGGAGGCUCCAGUGGCCCCACCAAAGCGGGAAGGCGCCAUCUCAGAUGACACCAAGGCUGCUCUCAAAGCCCUCAUCUUGCAGUCUGCACUCCGAAAUAAAAACAAAGAUAUACCUUCCUCUGUCUCAGAAACUCCUGAUAUCCGGCGACCGGUAACGGCGAAGGAACGCCAGCGUGAGAGGGAGGAGAAACGGAAGCGGCGCCAGGAACGGGCCAAGGAGCGGGAGAAGCAGAAGAAGGAGAAGGAACGGGAACAUAAGGACAUGCUGACCGAGAACGACCGGAACCUUCUGGAAAGAUGGACCAAGAUGGUGGACCGCACCCAGAACAAGCCAAUCCAAAACGGGUCCACGGUCCCACCCCAGAAAAACACGGCCAGUCAUGCCCUACCUUCAGUUUCAGCUGCCAAGCCUUUGCCCCCUCAGGCCCAUGCAUCGACCUGCGUCACUCCUGCCGCUUCUCGUAAUACGUCGGCACCUUCUGAAUUCCUUGCUUUCUCAGACAAAGCGGCACCAGGCCUUGCCCCCAAGCUCACCCUUGUCCCAGUGGGGACCGAGCUAGCCUCGGUCCAGGCUUCUAACGCCAAUGUUAUUCGCUUUUUCCCGGCCCAGACUGCCCCUUUCGUGGUGGCCACCCCGGCUUGCCCCAAAGCCAUCCCUGCCAAGUCCGAGUGCCUCUUGAACGUCAAAUAUGCCCCGAGCCAGAUCUUCCAAGGCCCGUAUGGAGUGACGGCCCUCAACGCUUGGCGUAGUGUCUCUCCGCCUGAAAACUGGGCUGUGUCUGGACAAUUACCUGUUGGUCAGCCUGAGGUGGCACCCACUGGGCCUUUGUCAGAACCGGUUGUCAAUUUUGUGGCAGGAGCUGAGGCGGAUCAGUCUCUGUUCCAGUCUGAGAUAGGCAAGUCUGAACGUCCGCCCCAGGGACUGUCCACAGAAGAAAUUAGAGGGUCAGUUCAGUCCCAGGUGACGUCAGGACUACCUUCGGAGUCCCCCGAUAUCAACGUGGUAACCCAGCAACUGUCAAAAUCUCAGGUGGAAGAUCUUUUGCCUCCUGUUUUCUCGGGAACACCCAAAGGCAGCGGUGCUGGUUAUGGGGUUGGAUUUGACCUGGAAGAAUUCCUGAACCAGUCUUUCGACAUGGUGGGGGAGAACAGAGAGAGUCAAGGUGACUCCGCCCCACUCUCGGCCUCGCUUCUCGCUGAUUGGUUGGAAGUCCAUCGCAUGAACCCUGCUGACAUGGAGUCUCUCCAACAAGAACUGCAAUUGGGCUCUCCCAUGAUCCUCUCUGACAUUCCGGACCUGCAAGACGCAUGAGAAGCCGAGAUCCUGUUGGGCAGCGUCUUCCUCUUCGGUCUUUCUUUUUUCUUUUUCUUUUUAAACUCAGAAUGGAUGUGGAAGAUCAAGGCAAUUUGCCUUCUCAAUGACUUGGGUUGGAAAUGUCACCACAGUGCCUGUGCGUUUCUGUUGUUUUGCUUUACAGCAAAGGUGAAUUGGUCGGAUGUUUCAGACAAGAGGUCUUUUGCAAUAAGAAUUGAAGUAGACUUGGUUCUACACUGCCUUCUGCAGGCAUGUUGAAAGACACACACACACACACACAUACACACACACAAACACACACACAAAUCAGGAAAGGAUUCUUGUCAAAAACACUAAAAGGAUGCAUCAUCUCUUUCCUUGGAAACAGGCAUCCAGUCAAUUUCUUGCUUGACCCCACACUGUGUUUCCUUACCUCAUAGCCAAUAAACACAGAUAACAUUUUCUGUUUAAAAUAUUGAAAGCUCUUCGAAAGGGCUGAAUUCAUGUAAAACAUGUUCUCCAGGUCUUUUAAGAAAGAAAGAUGCACAUAAGGAUCAAAUCCAGCCUUCCUCCAUAGGCAACUGUUUUCAAAUUGGUGCCCUCCGGAUGUAUCGGAUUUCAGCUUCCCUAGGCUUCCCUUCAGUCCUCUCUUAGAUACAGGUAAUCCUCAAUUUACGACUAUGAUUGACACCCCCUCCCCUGAGUUCCGUUGCUAAAUGAAAGAUUGGUUAAAUGGAACUUUGCCCCCUUUUUACGACCUUUCUUGCCACCGGUGUUAAAUGAAUCACUGCAGUUGUUCAAGUUAGUUACAUGGUUGUUAAGUGAAUCCGGCUUCCCCAUUGAUUUUGCCUGUAAAAAGGUCCCAAAAGGUGACCACGGGGAUGCUGCAGCUGUCAUAAAUAUGAGUCAGUGGCCAAGCAUCCAAAUUUUGAUCCUGUGACUGUUGGCAAUGGCCGUAAGUGCGAAAAACGGUCACGAGUCGCUUUUUUUCAGCGCUGUUGUAACUUUGAAUGAUCGCUAAGUGAACUGUUGUAAGUCAAGGAUUACCUGUAUUCUAAACUUCAGUCCUCCAUAAAAUAUGAAAUCUGUUUGGGUGACUUGAGGGCAGUCACUCUCUUUUCAGUCCAAGCCCACAUCCUCAGGUGUUGGGAAAAUAGUCAGGAGGCUGAUGGAUAUAAAUAUAGUUGUAUAAAAUAAAGGCGGGAUAUAAAUCUAAUAAUUAAAUGAAUAGCCCUCUGGCUUCCUAGGGAUAAUAGAUGCUGAAGUUCAUGUACAUUUGGAAGGCGCAGGUGGGAACAUUUCUUUUUCAUAGCAUGCUUUGCCCUGCACUGUGAAACAGCUGGAUUACAAACUUGUGGAAAUCAAUUGAAUUAGGCCAACGGGCUGUCCAAUCUCAUAUGCUGUAUUCUGACCAGCUAUACCUCUUCAAAAUCUUGGAUAGAGGAUUUUCCUGCAUUUCUGAAACUGGAAAUACCAAGAGUGGAAGCUUCAGCCUUAAAACGCUUCAGGUUUUUGCUUUUCUGUUUAUUGGUUAUUACUGUGGUUGCCCAGAGUAACGUCCUGGAGAACUUUGACAGCGGCUAUCUUCAGUAAUGCUGUGAGGAUGGGACAGAAAGGCCCACAGAUUCCAAUGGAAAAGAGACAUAAGCAUCAAGGGUUUCCUUGGCCUCACCUCAACGUGCCAUAUGGUCAUGCAGAAGAAGCCUUCAAAUUAUGAGGCAGGGGAGGGAAGUCUAUUAAAUAUAGGUUUUUCCUCCUGUGAUGGUGUUGCAGUGACCAUGAUCGCCCUGAGGCAAGGCAACCUCCUGCUUUUUAAGAGAAGAUAUGCAAUGUUGAUGGUGCCUACGCUCAAGGUUUUUGAAAACAGAGAUUGUACAACUUUGUCUUCUGCUUUCUGUGUACAGAUGUGACUGUCCUACCAAUACAUAUAGUACUGUCAACUAGAGGAAGGGACCACUUCUCCCUCUAAUUUACACAGUUUCUACCCCACGUCUGCUGUACCAGGAGCCUUUUAAAGAGCCUUCUUUGUGUCCAAGAUAGCUGGACAAGACUUGUUUCCAGCAUCCUGAUUGCCAUAUCAAUGUGCCUCCAGACAGUGGCUGUUUAACAGUGUCUCUGUAAGGCUGGCGCUACCAUACCUUGUCUGCAGAAACCCGGGUGACCCUUAAGUGGCAGCAGGCAGAGAAUUUUUGUUCCUGUUAACUGUCAUCUUAGAUAUUUGCAGCCCAGCUGUAAUAUUCCUGAUAAGGUCUUUGUGAACACCCUGCAUAUUCAGCCUGGUGACUUACAUGGCCUGCCACUAAUGUGCGUGUAUGUAUGUUGUGUAUGUAUAUGUGCCUGUACCUUUUAUUUAUAGAGCUGCAUUGGCGCAGUGGUCAGAAUGCAGUACUGCAGGCUGCUUCUGCUGACUGCAGGCUGCCAGCAGCUCGAUUCACACCGGCUCAAGGUUGAAUCAGCUUUCCAUCCUUCCGAGGUCGGUAAAAUGAAGACCCAGAUUGUUGGGAGCGAUAUGCUGACUCUGUAAACUGCUUAGAGAGGGCUGGAAAGCACUGUGAAGCGGUAUAUAAGUGUAUGUACUAUUGCUGUUGCUAUUGUAUCAAAUUGGGUGACCUGUUUCUGUUUUGGUAGUGCCCGGUAGAUAAAUGUUUUCGGUUAGCAAACCCUGAAUCUCUUGUAAGCUUCCAUCUUACCAGCACAGGGUGAGACUUUCUAUGUGCAAGACUUUGUGAGCCAGUAUUCUGUGGAGCAGCCUGAAUUUUCCUACACCUCCAGUGUGAAGUUGGGCUCGCCUGAUAUAAUUAAGCCAUCCUAUGAUUUGUUUGACUCUGGUUGUGGGAACGUGUUGCAGCUUAUAUACCAUGGCUUAGCAUGUUGAGCCAACUCAUCGAAUUGUAUGUGAAGGUGUAUUCCCCCCCCCCCCUGAAUCAUGUUUUAAGUAUGUUUCAUCAAGAUAUGUGUGAAGGAGAAUCUUACUUGAGUGUAAGUCUCUUUGGAUUUGAUGGCACCUGGGUUUGAGUAGAUAUAUUUGUUAUUGCUUGAAAAACAGCAACGAUGGCACCCUUGGAAAUGCUUUGGCAAGAUUUGUUCCUUUGGAUGUGACUGUUCCAAUAUUUAAGUUGCCUAUCUUUAAAUUUAGAAGGUUUUUACUUAUAAGCCCCUGCCCUGAAAUAUCUAGUCCAAAAUUUUGGGUGGAGAUGCUUUUGUGUUUCUAUAAAGCAAGGGUCUCCAAACUGGGCAACUUUAAGACUUGUGGACUUCAGCUCCGAGAUUUCCCCAGCAAGCCAUGCUGGCUGGGGAAAUCUGGAAGCUGAAGUCUACAAGUCUUAAAGUUGCCCAGUUUGGAGACCCUUGCUCUAAAGCAAUGUUUCUUAAAGAAGUGUGGUCUUAGGAUCUCUGGAGGCUCUUUCAGGAGUCCUCCAAAUCCAAAUUAUUUGCCAACUUGUGUUGAAAAAUAAUGCAAUACUAAACAACUUGAUUGGGUUAUCCUUCUUUUUCUUUUAUAAUAUAGGCUGGUACCAUUUCCCCUCCCCUCAUAAGCCUCAGCAGGAUCCCUCCUCUUCCUUGGUUGACCUGUGGAAGAGCCUGCCACUUUGCUGGGAGGAAUGGGACCAAUGGGAACCAUAGAUUGUGAGAAAAACUUCCCAUUCUGGCCUGCCCCAAGGAUCCCUUCCUUCCAGAGGGCGCACCCAUAGGCAUCUCCAGCCAGCCCUUUCUCAGCAGCAGCCAUCCGUAUCGCUCCCUUGUCCUUCCUUCACUGACCACUGCCAUUAAGAUAUUUCAGAUUUUGGGCUCAAUUCCAGAGUAGCCAAUAGCUACUCCCCCAUUGGCCCUUGCCGGCAGCUGAUUGGGUACAGAAACCAGAAGGAGGUGGGAGGAAAGGCAGGGAUAUGCCCACGAAGAUCACGUGAUUCAUGGCUGAUCAUGAUGGCACAGCAGCAUGGCAAUGUUGAACGGCCACAACUUUACCAGAUCCCACGGGCGUAAUCAUGGGUCCUGGAUUUGGAGUGCAUUUUUUUAAAAGUUAGCCCAUCUGAAUUACAUCGAUUCAAAAAUUAUUGCUCUAUGAUGCACCAUUUUGCCCAGUUAAAGCCUACAAAUAAACUGGCAUAUUUAUAUUGAAUAAAAUUCCAUCACUUGAUAAAGGCAAUGAAUACAUCACUUUUUAAUUUGUAAUAGGGUAAAUAUGGAUAAAUACAACUCAUACCGCCCUGAGUCCUUCGGGAGAAGGGCGGUAUACAAAUUAAAAUAUUAUUAUAUUAUUAUUAUUAUUAUUAUACGAAUAGGGGUUUUUUUUUUGAUCCUCCAUAUUUUUUAAAAGUAGGUAGGGUUCCUGGGAAAAGAAAAUUUAAGAGACACUACUCUAUGGAAAUAUAUAUAAUGCGUUAUUUAGUAGAAAAGCUCCUUUUCCAAUUCAUAGAGCAGGAGUAUCAAACACAAGACCCACGGGCUGGACCUGGCCCAUGGGGUUUUUAGAGCUGGGCUGCAGGGCAGCCCUGGAAACAGCAAAGGUUUGGCCCAUGGUGCCUCUGCUAGUGAAAACGGAGCUUGGGAGGGCUGUAUGUGGCCCUCCCGAACUCUGUUUUUUCUGGCAGACGGUUGCAGGAGGGCCUUGUGGCUGAAAACAGAGCUUGCAGGGGCUGCAUGCAUCCCUCCCAAGCUCCAAUUUUGCUGGCAGCGGGUUGCAGGAGGCCAUCGUGGCUGAAAACGGAGCUUGGGGGGGGGGUUGCAUGUGGCCUUCCAGAACUCUGUUUUUGCUGGCAGAGGCUUGCAGGAGGCUACCGCGGCCGAAAGUUGAGUUCACCAGGGCUGCAUGAGGCCCUACCAAGCUCCGUUUUUGCUGGCAGAGGGUUGCAGGAAGCCAUUGUGGCUGAAAACGGAGUUCAGUGACCAUUUUCACUGGCAGAGCACGCGGGCUGCUACAGGUACCCCCACACAAGUGACGUCAAGCUGGCCAUGCCCACUCUGGCCACACCCACCCAAUUGCCCAAGUUCAAACAAUGCUGAUGUGGCCCUCAAUGAAAUUGAGUUUGACCCCCCCCUGUCAUGGAGUAUGGCUAUUAAAAUUACUUGCUGUCCAAUUAACUUGGAUUUAGUUGGAAUCAGUUGGUCAGACUUUCCUGUUACUUCCAAAGUAACCAGUGUCUUCACCCCUAAAAUAUUUACAAGCCAAAUUGUUACACUAUUCCAUCUUCACCCUCCCACCCACCCCCACUUGCCUUUCACUAUGCGGGUGGGAGUGUGUGGAUUUGAGAGUUGGUACAGGUAGUCCUCAACUACAACCACAAAAUGGUUCUGUCAUUAAGCGAGACAGUUGAGAUGUACCUUAUUUUACGAUCUUUUGUCACAGUCAUUAAACGAAUCACUGCAGCUGUUAAGUGAACCAUACAAUCGUUAAGUGAGUCUGGUUUUCUCCAUUGACUUUGCUUGUUAGAAGCCAGCUGAGAAACUUAACAAAAUGGUGAAAACAUGACCCUGGGACAGUGCAAUUGGGAUAAAUAUAUUUCAGUUUCCAAGCCCCCAAAUUUUUAUUAUAUGACCAUGGGGUUGCUUGCAGCGGUUGUAAGUGUGAAAACCGGUCGUUUUUUUCCAGUGCUGUUAUAACUUCAAAUGGCGACUAAAUGAAUGGUUGUAACUCGAGAACUAUCUGUACAUGGAGACCGUAUGAACUUUUCUGAUCAAUACAAAAUUAACCUCUGACGAUACAAAGGUCAGUUUUGGGACCAAGCCUUGGGUGCAGCUUUGAAUUAGUAUGUGAAACUUGUUUGGAGAGCUUUGAGCGUUGUGUCAGUUAUUUGUGGUGCCUUGGUAUGGUGUUCUCCCCCCCCCUCCCAUGAUGUCUUAGGGAAAAAAAGAAAUUGUUCAUUAAACUUUAUAUUAAAAUUGUUAUUUGUAAAAUGCCAGAAGAGUGUUAUUUUCCUUUAUGGGUAGUGUGAAACAUCUCUCAGACGUUUGGUUUUUGAGACUUUCCACAGAUACUUUGAAAAAUAAAAAAAAAGAUGGAAAAAGCACAAUGAUAUGAAGGAAAUAUAUAUAUAUCCCCCAAGAAAACAUUAUCUGGGUCUCAGUUAACAGUCUCCAGAAGAGGAUUAAACAGGCAGGAAUAUCCCACACCCCUGAAGAGAACCCCGGAUCCAAAAAGAUCUAGACAAACUUGAACAAUGGGCAAGUCCAAUCCAAAAAAAUGAAUUUAAUGUGGAGAAAAGCAAAGUUUUACAUUUAGGCAGGAAAAAAAAAUCAAAAGUAUAAAUACAGAUGAGGCGAGACCUGGCUCAAAAACAGUAAACUGUGAGAGGGACCUUGGAGUCCUAGUGAUGAUCACUUGAAUAUGAGCCAGAAUCAUGCAACAACAGACAAAAAAGCUAAUACAAUCCUGCGUUGCAUAAAUAGAGGCAUAGAAUCAAGAUCAUAUGAAGUAUUAGUAUUGCUUUAUAAAACCCUAGUAAGGCCACACCUGGAAUACUGCAACCAAUUUUGAUCAUCAUACUACAAAAAAGAUUGAGAUUUGGAAAAAGUUGGGAGAAGAUCGGGGUGAAAUGCUACCAGAUUGGGGCGGUUUGUCCAAACUGGUAGUAAAUAAUGGUAUUGGUUUGUUGAACCGGUAGUAAAAAAGAUUUAAAAAAAAAUUCCAAAGAUCAGCUGAGUGACGUGCGAUCGUCUGAACUUUUUUGUUUACUUU